Notothenia coriiceps (black rockcod) is the source of this 4104-nucleotide messenger RNA. RefSeq names its product long-chain-fatty-acid--CoA ligase ACSBG2-like. Bases 120 to 2159 code for a protein of 679 amino acids. Lineage: Eukaryota; Metazoa; Chordata; Actinopteri; Perciformes; Nototheniidae. Gene Ontology annotation, molecular function: long-chain fatty acid-CoA ligase activity. The transcript is spliced from 12 exons. The record is from RefSeq and is a predicted model, not a curated record. Gene Ontology annotation, cellular component: membrane; endoplasmic reticulum.
CUCUGGCACCUCAGGAGUUAGAUCCCACAGUCCAGAGAUGUCUGCAGUCCUCUCACUCACCUGACUCCUGAAGCUGGCUGCGUCUCGGUGUGGUGUCUUCUGUAUUUAACCUGUAACAAAUGGCGGGUAAACACGGCUGCCCAUGUUGUCCCAAUACAGAAGAGCCCAGGGCAGUUCCUCUGUCGACGGCCAAAGCACAGACCGCUCUGGCCCCAGCAGACCAGCUAUGGAGCACCAGCAGAGACCAGGCGGUGCGGCUGAGGAUGGAGGGCUCGGGCCCGGCCUCAGAAACCCCCAUUACCGUCCAUCAGCUCUUCAUGGAGACGGUGGAAAAUUACGGGGAUCGUCCCGCCUUGGUUUCCAAAACAGAGGGCCAGUGGGUGACCCUGACGUGGAGGCAAUACUACGAGCAGUGCCGUGCAGCAGCUAAAAGCUUCCUCAAGUUGGGGCUCGAGCGUUACUAUGGUGUGGGGAUCCUGGGAUUCAACUCAGCUGAAUGGUUCAUCUCAGACGUUGGCUGCAUUUUUGCCGGGGGUCUGGCAACUGGGAUUUACACCACCAACUCACCUGAAGCUUGUCAGUAUGUUGCUGAAAGCUGUGAGGCUAAUAUCCUGGUUGUGGAAAACCAGAAACAGCUUGAAAAGAUUCUGCAGGUUAAAGAUCAACUACCUCAUCUGAAAGCAAUUGUCCAGUAUAAAGGCGAGCUGCAGCAGAAAGCACCCUUCCUGUAUACAUGGGCAGAGUUCAUGAAGCAGGGAGAAGACGUGCCUGACGAGCAGCUGGAUGCUGUGAUUGACAGUCUUCGGGCCAAUGAGUGCUGCACCCUCAUCUUUACCUCGGGAACAACUGGCCACCCUAAAGGAGUCAUGUUGAGCCAUGACAAUCUGACAUGGACAGUCCGUACGGCAGCUCCCGGGGCCGGUCUUAAGUACGGUGAGGAGGUGUUGGUCAGCUACCUGCCGCUCAGCCAUGUGGCAGCCCAGCUAAUUGACAUGUGGAUGUGUGUUUGUUUUGCCAUGAAAACAUACUUUGCAGAUCCAGAUGCUCUCAAGGGCUCCUUAGUGAACACACUGAAGGAGGCUCGUCCCACUUGUUUCCUGGGGGUUCCUCGUGUGUGGGAGAAGAUGCAGGAGAAGAUGAAAGCUGCCGGUGCCAAGGCAUCCCCAAUGAGGAGCGCAGUAGCAGGCUGGGCCAAGUCCAUAGGCCUGCAGUACAACUACAGUGUCAUGAACGGGGAGAAUCAGGUGCCGUGGGGCUUCAUGCUGGCUAAUAAUCUGGUAUUUAAGAGGGUCCGUGAAGCGCUGGGUUUAGACCGCUGCAAGCUCUGCUUCACGGGCGCUGCCCCCGUCACCAAAGACACUCUGGAGUACUUCAUGAGCCUGAACAUGCCGCUGUUGGAGUUAUACGGCAUGAGUGAAAGCUCCGGCCCACAUACCAUCUCUUCUAACAGCAGCUACUGCAUCGCAAGCUGUGGAAAGGUGAUGCCAGGCGCCAAGACAAAGCUGGAGAACCCUGAUCAGGACGGGAGUGGAGAGAUAUGUUUCUGGGGUCGCCACGUGUUCAUGGGCUACCUGAACAUGCCGGACAAAACAACAGAGGCCCUCGACCAGGACGGCUGGCUGCACUCUGGAGAUCUGGGAAGACACAACAAGAAUGACUUCCUCUUCAUCACAGGAAGGAUCAAGGAGCUGAUCAUCACCGCCGGAGGAGAGAACAUCCCUCCCGUGCUCAUCGAGGACUCAGUGAAGUCCGAGGUGGCCAUCAUUAGCAACGCCAUGCUGAUCGGAGACAAGCUGAAGUUCCUCUCCAUCAUGAUCACACUCAAAUGUGUGUUGGACGACAACGGCGAUCCCACAGACGCACUGACCCCCGAGGCCUUGAGUUUCUGCCAGCAGCACGACGUCACAGCGACCACGGUGUCAGGGAUCAUAGCCAAUAAGGAGCCAGCUAUCUACACAGCCAUUCAGGAGGGCAUAGAGCGCGUCAACGCCAGAGCAACGUCCAACGCCCAGAAGAUCCAGAAGUUUGUCAUCCUGGAGCAAGACUUCUCCAUCGGUGGAGGAGAACUGGGACCCACCAUGAAACUGAGGAGGCCCAUUGUUGUGAAGAUGUACCAGGAGAAAAUUAACGAAUUGUAUGGAGUGACCACGGAAAAGUAGUAGACUGUAAUUGCACAGAUAAUGCUGAGGAUAGGUGUUCGGAGAAACUGCAGGCAUGUUUAUGAAUGUUCUACUGUGCACAGAGGUCAUGUUGAGAAGUAUAUCAAUCUCUUUUCAACUGAAUGUUAAACCUUCAAAAUACAUUUUUUAUUUAAGGGAAAAAAUCUUAAAAAUCUGAUUGUGUUUUUAAUAGAAAAUUCAUUUUGCUGCUAUGUUUAAAUAAGCUUCAGUUAUUAUUUAAGCUGUUAAAUGUACAUACGGUCUCAAAGCAGCUGUGCACCUUUUGUAAAUAAAUCAUCCAAAUCAGAGCCAAAUCUUGCCAUUUCCCGUUGGCAUGUACAGAUAACUUGUACGGAAAACACUGGAUGGUGUCAUUCAUCUUUUUUUUUACAGUUUUUGAAGGAACUUUUGUUCUUCCACUGUGGCCUGAGAGAUGAAACUCACUUGGACAUAAGCUUACCAGAAUGUUUUUCUGUGUUUGAAGCGGCGAUUCAUAAAGAUUACUACUCAAAGAUUUUACAGCAUUAAUCGCCAAUUUCGUUCUCAGGUUGUGAGAUAAUUCCAAUCUAGCAAAGCUGUAUACAUUCCCCCUAAAAACUGGAUGAAAUAUUUGAUUUAAGAUAAGAAUAUCAAGUUGAUUAAUUUUUCCCAACACAAGUGCAAUUUUAAAGCAUACAUUUUUAUUUGUGCUUCUCCAUGUACAGUUUGACAAAUAUUAAAAUGUUUAUUUUGUGGCAGAUGUUCUACGAUUGUCAAUAAAGAGGGAACGAAUCGACCAAACUUUAAUUUGUACUGUGCAUAUUGGAGGGAUAUAAACCACUGCUCUGCUAAAUGUAUUUAUUUAGCAGGCACAUAUUAACACAUACAUAAACUUUUGAAUGUAAUCAUAUGUAUAUGUUUAUGUACAUAUAGAAAACAAUGCUUUCAGUCCAAAACACUUUGUUUAUUGUGCGUAGUGUCUCUUUUUGGCAAUAAAUCACACAUUUGAAUGUAAGGAUUUACACAACAUUAUAUGUGAAUAUUUUACAUAAUAUUAACCUUUAAAGUACCGAUAUAUCACCAAAACCCCUAAUGUAUAUACUGUGUAUAUGUGUACAACAAUUCUCUUUACUUCUCAGUCAUAUCAGUUUGCAUUCUUAAAAAACUGGUUGUGUUGCUGCGGGAAAGUUUAAGAUAAAGUUACAAUGGCAUUUCUACGAGAAACAGACCCAGUUUCGCUGGACGUAAUGACAAUUUAUCUAAACAUCUUAUCCUCCGGCAUUGUUUUAAAUAUUUAAACUGCAUGUACUGUACAGGGUUGGGCUGCACAUUCACUACUUGACGUCUGACGGAGUGUACUGAUGAUAUCAGUUCAUAUAUCUGGAACAUCCACACACUUGAUAUAGUUUCUUUGAACAGAAAGACGGAUCAACUUCCUUCUGUCUGAAAGAAAACAGCAUUACCCCCAUCUUACCCGACCAACUGAAUGACAACUAAACUUCCACAUUUUCAACCAAAUUUUAAAUGUUUUACCAAUCAUACUACCUUCCAGUAAAUAUAAAACAAAUAUCAAUAGAAGGAAAUUAUACUUUUUUGCCCCAUGACCAAUCCACACAGCUUCCUGCACAUUACUCGUCUGAGGCUGAUUUAACCAUGUAUGUUGGAAUUGUUAGUAAUGGAACUUAAAACAAUGAACAAGCUAAAAACACAUUAUCUUGUAAAUCAAUUGAAACACUGACUUAAAAUGCAGCAGCUAACAGUUUAACCAAGCAGGACCAAUAAAGAGACACUAAUCUUGAACACCCUGAUCAGCUGAAGACACAACGUUUUUAUCUUUGGUAGAAAACAAACACUUUAACGUCACAGCUUUGGGUGUGGCCCUAAGUGUUGCAUACUUUUAGAAAAUAAUUAACAAAAAUGUUCUGCCAUGUGUGUUCUAUUGUCAGUUUAUCAGAGGUCAAAUCAG